AUGUCGGCACCCACAGCCUCGGGCUCGAGCGCCCGCCAGCUCCCCGUCAACCUGUUCACGCGCGGAGCAUACGCCAUCCCCCAGUCGACCUACUUUAUCCCAUCCGACUGGCGCCGUUUCCAGCUUUCCGAGCUCAUCAACAAGGUCCUCGGCCACGGCAGCGACAGCGGUGCUGCGCCUGUCCCCUUUGACUUUGUCGUCGAGGGCGAGGUGCUCCGCGGCAGCCUGGAGGCGUGGGUCAAGAAGAACCGCGGCGACGACGAGGAGACGGCCAUCAAUGUGGAAUACAUCCAGAGUGUCCUUCCCCCGUCCGAGGUUGGACGUUGGGAGCAGGAGGACUGGGUCUCGGGUCUGAGCCUGGCUCGCAAGGGUCACGUUCUUGUCUCGUCGUACCUCUCGCACGCGCGCGUCCUGCCCCUCGGCACUGAGGGCUCUGCUCUGUACACUCUGCCGCUCCCGACCUCGCUGGGUGCCACCUCGUGUACGUGGGUCUCGCCCGCCGAGGUCACCUCGGACAUUCUGGUCGCGGCCGGCGGCGUCGACCGCGCCGUGCACGUCUUCUCCCUCCCAUCCCUCGACCCCGACGUCGCCGCCAGCGAGGGCUCGACCGCACGCGAAGUGUACACUCUGAUGGGCCACUCGGGCCCCAUUUCCAACGUCAUCGCCUCGUCUUCGGGCCGCGACAUUAUCUCGUCCAGCUGGGACGGCGCCCUGCACCUGUACGCGCUCCCCGAGGAGGAGCCCACCGAGCACAUGCUGCCCGCCGACCCGACGUCGUACCUCCCCGGCCAGAAGAAGAGGCGCAAGAUCGAGGGCGACGCUCAGCGUAUCAUUGAGGGCCUGACGGACGGCGACGCGACCGGCGACAAGGGACAGGGAUGGAGGCGUGCCCCCGACGCCGUGUUCCGCGGCCACGCUGGACGGAUCGGCGGCGCUGUCUGGGACCGCGAGGACGAGACCCGUGUGUGGUCGGCUGGAUGGGACGGCAGCAUCCGUGGAUGGGACGCCGAGAGCGGCGCCAACGUUCUUGUUAGGCAAGGACCUAGCGACAAGGCUCUCCUCUGUGUGGACCAGUUUGGCCCCUCGGGCACGCUCGCCGCAGGCUCGAUGGACCGCACCGUCACGCUCUGGGACACGCGCCAGGCCACGUCGGUCAUUGCGCAGACGCUCAACGUCGGCUCGCCCGUGCCGUCGAUCGCGUGCCACCCGACCUCCAACUUUACUUUGGCCACGGCGACGUACGCCGGCGCGUGCCAGAUCUGGGACGUGCGGUCGCCCAAGCACGCCCUGUUCUCGGUCCAGCGCAAGCGCGACGAGAGCAGCCGCACCGUCACCAAGAACGGCAAGGUGCUCGGCGAGCGUCUCCUCGCUACCGCCUGGGACGGCGAGGUGCUCGUCGCCGGCGGCGAGGAUGGCGAGGUCGGCAUCUGGCACGCUCGUGGCCAGUAG
Apiotrichum porosum is the source of this 1449-nucleotide messenger RNA. It is a transcript of the gene YTM1, whose product is annotated as ribosome biogenesis protein ytm1. Gene Ontology annotation, cellular component: preribosome, large subunit precursor. The coding region runs from base 1 to 1449 and encodes 482 amino acids. Lineage: Eukaryota; Fungi; Basidiomycota; Tremellomycetes; Trichosporonales; Trichosporonaceae. The record is from RefSeq and is a predicted model, not a curated record. The transcript has 3 exons. Gene Ontology annotation, molecular function: protein binding. Gene Ontology annotation, biological process: ribosome biogenesis.